GAUAACAUCCGUUACGUCGGUACUCUUCUGCACUUUUAGUUCGUGCUCGAAAUCUAAGCACCAAUGGCGAAAGUUAACAAGAUCAUGGCUGUUCUGGUAGCCACGAGAGACGUGUUGAUUAACCGAUUCGGGUUCGAACAGACGAAUAUAAAGCUCCUUACGGAUGCACCAGCAGCAGAUGGAGAUGGGUCGUCGUCAACCACAGUUUUGCCUACCGGAGCCAACAUAAAGGCAGCAUUGAGUAAGAUGGUGAGCCAGGCCGAAGCCGGUGAUGUGUUGUUUUUUCAUUAUAGUGGACGUGGAACAAGUACAGACAUGGACUUCAGACAAUUAGUUAACCAAGUGCCCGAAGGAGCAAGUUUCACGAUCCUGGCGGAUUCAUGUCACAGUGGCGGUCUCAUCGACAAAGAAAAAGAACAAAUCGGACCAUCUACGUACAAGACAACUUCAUCACUUUCUUACAAGCCCAAGAGCAUCCCUUUCGAAUCCAUACUUGAGCACUUAUCAUCACUAACAGGGAUCAACUCAUCCGACAUCGGUACCCAUUUGUUAGAAUCCUUUGGUUCCAAUGCCAGCCUUAAAUUCCUCGUACCACAACUCAAGUUCGAUCUAUUCGAGUUCUUGAAGCCCGACGAGGGGAUUCUCUUAAGUGGGUGCCAAGCAGACGAGACGUCGGCCGACAUGAACCCUAUGAUGACGGAGAGCGGUGGAAAGGCUUACGGGGCGUUUAGCAAUGCCAUCCAGAUGGUACUCAAAGAGAACCCCGGUGGAUUAAGCAAUAAACAGGUCGUGAUGAUGGCUAGGAAGGUUUUAGAGGCUCAAGGAUUUGAUCAACACCCUUGCCUUUAUUGCAGCGAUCGGAACGCCGAUGUUACUUUCUUGUCCUACCCCAACAACAAGCCCUCGGUAUCGGAAAUUUAAACAUCGAUUGUAACAUGAUGUUAAGAUCGUUAUUUUAUGAUUUUGAUCAUUCGAAU
Messenger RNA from Hibiscus syriacus, 977 nucleotides. RefSeq names its product metacaspase-9-like. Gene Ontology annotation, molecular function: cysteine-type endopeptidase activity. The transcript is spliced from 2 exons. Gene Ontology annotation, biological process: proteolysis. Lineage: Eukaryota; Viridiplantae; Streptophyta; Magnoliopsida; Malvales; Malvaceae. The record is from RefSeq and is a predicted model, not a curated record. Bases 64 to 921 code for a protein of 285 amino acids.